AUAUAUAUAUACACACACACACCACACAAGGCGUUCAUCGAUCGCACAACAAGCUCUUCACAGCUCUGAUCCGACCUGCGGCAUGUCGGGCAAGCACUGCUGCGACAAGUGGGCAUGGCGGCGCAAGAUCCUCAAGAGAAUCUUCUGGGGCAUUGUCAUCGUCGGCUCCAUCAGUCUGGUGACGUUCCUCAUCCUCAGGGCCGUGUUCAAGCCCUCCACGCCCAACUUCGUCCUCCAGGACGCCACCGUCUUCGCCUUCGACGUCACCUCCCCAAACCUCCUCACCUCCACCUUCCAGGUCACCCUCUCCUCAAGCAACCCAAACGACAGGAUGGGGGUCUACUACGACAAAGUCGACGUCUACGCCACCUACUGCAAUCAGCAAAUCACCCUCCGCACCGCUAUCCAUCCCACCUACCAGGGCCAAAAGGACACCAACGUCUGGUCACCCUUCAUCUACGGCACUGCCGUGCCAAUUUCCCCCUACAAUGCCCUGUUGCUCAGGCAGGACCAAGCCAAUGGGGCCGUGCAGCUCACCAUCGAGAUCGAUGGAGGAGUCAGAUAUAAAGCUGGCAGCAUUAUUUAUGGUCGUCACCGUCUCAACGUGAGGUGUCGCGCUUAUAUAAACUUCGGGAACAGGACCAACGGUAUUGUGGUGGGAGAAAACGCCGUUAAGUACCAGUUUCUGCAGAGUUGCAGCGUUAGCGCAUGAACGUGGUGGGGCCAUUGAGCAUUCUCCAUCUCUCUAUUUAACGCCGUUAGUUUCUUUUCUUUUUUUUUUUUGAAAGGGUUAGUUUCUUGUUUAUUAUGCUUCCCUCUUUUUUUCCUUUUUUGUUUAUAAAUAUUUGUCUGUGUUCAAUUAAAUACCUGUCUGCUUCGUACCUUGGAUAAUAGUUUUGAAAAAGCGCUUUUUUA
Molecule: messenger RNA, 915 nt
Organism: Alnus glutinosa
Lineage: Eukaryota; Viridiplantae; Streptophyta; Magnoliopsida; Fagales; Betulaceae
Product: NDR1/HIN1-like protein 1
Exons: 1
Coding region: 83-712 (209 amino acids)
Biological process (GO): defense response to other organism
Source: RefSeq, a predicted model, not a curated record